GCUGCCGAAACACCGAACAACCUUCUACUCCCGUUUGUAAUAAACACAUUCCGGAUUAUUUUUUAUGGAUUUAUAAAUGCACGCAUUUCACGGAUUGCACCAAGGCCUGGGAAGUGUUAUUCAAGGAGAGAUUGGAAUUUAGAAGUUUCCUCCAGCAGGGAACGGGAUUGAUGUCUUAAUGCAACUGUUUUGGAAAGAGACUAAGGGCAUCUUGACGAAGACUCCAAAUAAAACGUAUUACGGUGACAUCCCGUUCUCGCCGGGCACAGUAGGUGUUUCGGCUUUUCUCGGCACCGACACCGGCUCCCGUGGAAGCUCAUCUCCUUCUCUUGAAUCUCAGUACCUGUCGUCCGUGGAAUCCUUCGGGAGUCCGCCCACCACCAGCGCACCGCAAGAGUGUGUAUCAGCCACUGGCGUGGUAGGGGUGGGUGGAGGGUCAACCGGCACCGGGGCAGGGGUGGACAUGCCCAGCUCAUUUGUGCCCACAGUGACGGCCAUCACCACCAGCCAGGAUCUGCAGUGGAUGGUGCAGCCCACUCUCAUCUCCUCCGUGGCACCAGGGCAAAGCAGCACGGGCUCCAGCACCAUGACGCAGCCUGUUGCUUUGGAUCCUUAUGACCUGCCAGGCCCAAGCUUUUCGUCGGGUGGAGGAUUCACCCCACCAAGCUCUGAUACUCCUGGCACAGUGAGACAGUCUCGGAGCCGUCGCCGUGCACGCGAUGAAACGCUGACACCUGAGGAGGAAGAGAAAAGACGUGUUAGACGAGAGAGAAAUAAACAGGCUGCCGCUAAGUGUAGGAACCGAAGGCGUGAGCUCACAGACAGGUUACAGUCGGAGACAGACAUGUUGGAGGAGGAGAAGGCCGAGCUCGAGGCCGAAAUAUCCGAGCUGCAAAAGGAGAAGGAGCGCCUGGAGUUCGUCCUGGUCGCCCACCAACCCGGUUGCAAAAUUCCCUAUCAGGACCAGCCCCCCGUGCCGCUGCCGCUGCCUCUGCCUCUGCCGCUACCGCAGACAUCCCUGCAGACGCCUUCUGCCUCCGUGGUGGGUUUGAGUGUGAAGGAGGACACUUUCUACCUGCCACCGGCCUACUCGUCCCACCACCACCACCACAUCCCGGUUUCACAGCCCACGCAGACACAGCCGGCCCCAGCACAACAGCAGCAAGGGAUGAUGCAGGAGUCUUCAGCCCCUGAGAGCCUGUUGGACCCUGAAAGCCCAUGGAACCUUGAGUGAGUGCCAGCCCACAUCCCAACACCACAAUUUCCCUUCGCACGGACCAUCCCACAGUGGAACCUCAAAAUUUCAAAAUAUCGAAACGAACCAGCCACAGCGCGCAGAUCAAAUGCCAUCUCAGAUGCCACCACACUGGCUAAAGGAACGGGACUCUUUAUUUCUCCUCAGCAUUGAGGAUUUGAUUUUGGAUGAGCGGAGGCACACUGGCUAGACUUUGGCGAGGCCAGCGGAGGAGUUUUGGAGAGCCCUUGGAAUGUGGAGGUAUGAGAUGGUGAGAGUAUUCGCAUGACCAUGCUCUACCUGUCAUCUCCCACUGGUCCUUUGAGAGCUUUCACACCGUGCUCACCCUUUCCCCUUUCUUGAGGAGUUUGUUUGCUUGUUUCAUUCUGUGUUUUAAUGAUAGUAUUAACUCCGAUCUCAAAAGUGGCUUAUCUGAUGAUAACAUAAAAGAGUGGCUCGACACUCUGUGGUUGAAGAGCAUUAUAAUGAGCAACCAAAAAAAAAAAA
Messenger RNA from Sinocyclocheilus anshuiensis, 1741 nucleotides. RefSeq names its product protein fosB-like. The coding region runs from base 179 to 1234 and encodes 351 amino acids. Gene Ontology annotation, biological process: regulation of transcription by RNA polymerase II. Gene Ontology annotation, molecular function: RNA polymerase II cis-regulatory region sequence-specific DNA binding; DNA-binding transcription factor activity, RNA polymerase II-specific. The record is from RefSeq and is a predicted model, not a curated record. Gene Ontology annotation, cellular component: nucleus. Lineage: Eukaryota; Metazoa; Chordata; Actinopteri; Cypriniformes; Cyprinidae. The transcript is spliced from 6 exons.